Molecule: messenger RNA, 2397 nt
Organism: Penaeus vannamei (Pacific white shrimp)
Lineage: Eukaryota; Metazoa; Arthropoda; Malacostraca; Decapoda; Penaeidae
Source: RefSeq, a predicted model, not a curated record
UCGUCCAGGAUGUUCACUCACCUGUUGGUCGUUCUUGUCUCCGUGGCAUCGCUUGGAAGGAGCAGCGCCUCCGUCCUGCGAGCUGGUGACUUGGAGAGCCAAGGCUGCGACGUCGGCGUGAGCGUUGCCUUCCCCCUCGGUCAGGACCCCCUGGUCACUUGCUCGGCGCAGUGCUAUGCCGAAAGUGAGCAGACUUGGUUCGUCGGCUCGACAUUCAGGAAGGUUGCUGGCUUGACGGAGCGAGGACUCAUGGUAGAAAUCAAGUACAACAAGGAUGCCAUGGUUGACUGCCGACUGGUGUCCUUGCAACCAGAAUCAGACAUCCAGGACGCCUUUGAGGCUUGCCAAUUUGGCCAGUCUUCGGACACAGCGCCCACAGGGGACAGUCUGCACGCAAGCACAACAGUUAUCAUGCCAACUGGAACCAACACUGGGACUUUCAUUUCAACUGAAACCACCAUUCCAACUGGAACUAAUACAGGAACCGUCAUUCCAACUGGAACCAACACAGGAACUUUCAUUCCAACUGGAACCAACACAGGAACUUUCAUUCCAACUGGAACCAACACAGGAACUUUCAUUCCAACUGGAACCAACACAGGAACUUUCAUUCCAACUGGAACCAACACAGGAACAUCCAUUCCACCUGGAACCAACACAGGAACUUUCACUCCAACUGGAACCAACUUUGGAACUUCUGUACCAACGGAAAUCAUUCCAACUGGAACCAACACGGGAACCGUCAUUCCAACUGGAUCCAACACAGGCACUUUCAUUCCAACUGGAACCAACACAGGAACUUCCAUUCCAACUGGAACCAACACAGGAACUUUCAUUCCAACUGGAACCAACUUUGGAACUUCUGUUCCAACGGAAAUCAUUCCAACUGGAACCAACACGGGAACCGUCAUUCCAACUGGAUCCAACACAGGCACUUUCAUUCCAACUGGAACCAACACAGGAACUUCCAUUCCAACUGGAACCAACACAGGAACUUUCAUUCCAACUGGAACCAACUUUGGAACUUCUGUUCCAACGGAAAUCAUUCCAACUGGAACCAACACGGGAACCGUCAUUCCAACUGGAUCCAACACAGGCACUUUCAUUCCAACUGGAACCAACACAGGAACCGUCAUUCCAACCGGAACCAACACAGGAACCGUCAUUCCAACUGGAACCAACACAGGAACCAACACAGGAACCGUCAUUCCAACUGGAACCAACACAGGAACUUUCAUUCCAACUGGAACCAACUUUGGAACUUCUGUUCCAACGGAAAUCAUUCCAACUGGAACCAACACAGGCACUUUCAUUCCAACGGGAACCGUCAUUCCAACUGGAACCAACACAGGAACUUCCAUUCCAACUGGAACCAACACAGGAACUUUCAUUCCAACUGGAACCAACUUUGGAACUUCUGUUCCAACUGGAACCAACACAGGAACUUUCAUUCCAACUGGAACCAACUUUGGAACUUCUGUUCCAACUGGAACCAACACAGGAACCGUCAUUCCAACUGGAACCAACACAGGAACCGUCAUUCCAACUGGAACCAACACAGGAACCGUCAUUCCAACCGGAACCAACACAGGAACUUUCAUUCCAACUGGAACUAACUUUGGAACUUCUUUUCCAACUGCAAUCAACACAGGCGACUUCAUUUCAACUGAAACCACCAUUCCGACUGGAAUCCACACAGGCGACUUCAUUUCAACUGAAACCACCAUUCCGACUGGAAUCCACACAAGCGACUUCAUUUCAACUGAAACCACCAUUCCAACUGGAAUCCACACAGGCGACUUCAUUUCAACUGAAACCACCAUUCCGACUGGAAUCCACACAGGCGACUUCAUUUCAACUGAAACCACCAUUCCGACUGGAAUCCACACAGGCGACUUCAUUUCAACUGAAACCACCAUUCCGACUGGAAUCCACACAGGCGACUUCAUUUCAACUGAAACCACCAUUCCGACUGGAAUCCACACAAGCGACUUCAUUUCAACUGAAACCACCAUUCCAACUGGAAUCCACACAGGCGACUUCAUUUCAACUGAAACCACCAUUCCAACUGGAAUCCACACAGGCGACUUCAUUUCAACUGAAACCACCAUUCCAACUGGAAUCCACACAAGCGACUUCAUUUCAACUGAAACCACCAUUCCGACUGGAAUCCACACAGCGACUUCAUUUCAACUGAAACCACCAUUCCAACUGGAAUCCACACAAGCGACUUCAUUUCAACUGAAACCACCAUUCCAACUGGAAUCCACACAGGCGACUUCAUUUCAACUGAAACCACCAUUCCGACUGGAAUCCACACAGGCGACUUCAUUUCAACUGAAACCACCAACUGAAUCCACACAGCGACUUCAUUUCAACUCAUUCCGACUGGAAUGA